This is a messenger RNA of Tripterygium wilfordii, 1415 nucleotides long. Its product is annotated as autophagy-related protein 3. Gene Ontology annotation, cellular component: cytoplasmic ubiquitin ligase complex; cytosol. The record is from RefSeq and is a predicted model, not a curated record. The coding region runs from base 168 to 1112 and encodes 314 amino acids. The transcript is spliced from 11 exons. Gene Ontology annotation, biological process: autophagy of mitochondrion; nucleophagy; autophagosome assembly. Gene Ontology annotation, molecular function: Atg8-family ligase activity. Lineage: Eukaryota; Viridiplantae; Streptophyta; Magnoliopsida; Celastrales; Celastraceae.
CAAGCAAAGGGUUAUAGUCGACUUUAAUUUAAAUGCCGUAACGAAAAACUUUCUUUCCCUGUACGUGUGACUGUGAGAGAUUGGAAUCCAGAUCCAGAACAAAUUUGUGCUCUUUUUUUUUUUUUUUUGGGUCUAUUUGACGAUCGCAAACAAGUUUACAGAGAUAGAUGGUGUUGUCACAGAAGCUUCAUGAGGCCUUCAAGGGCACGGUGGAGAGAAUUACGGGUCCCCGUACAGUCUCCGCCUUCAAAGAGAAGGGUGUGCUUAGCGUCUCCGAAUUCAUUAUUGCUGGCGACAAUCUCGUAUCCAAAUGCCCCACCUGGUCAUGGGAAUCCGGUGAGCCAAGCAAGAGAAAACCUUACUUACCUCCGGAGAAGCAGUUCUUGAUCACUAGAAAUGUUCCUUGUCUGCGAAGAGCUGUGUCUGUAGAAGAAGAAUACGAAGCUGCUGGAGGUGAAUUCUUACUGGAUAAUGAGGAUAAUGACGGCUGGCUGGCUACUCAUGGAAAGCCAAAAGAAACUAAAUGUGAUGAGGAUGACAACUUGCCUUCAAUGGAAAGCCUUGAAAUCAGAGAAAAAAAUUCUAUUCGGUCAAUCCCUACAUACUUUGGGGGUGAAGAAGAAGAAGAUAUUCCUGAUAUGGCAGAGUAUGAAGAACCUGACAAUGUAAUCGAAACAGAUCCUGCUACACUUCAAUCUACAUAUCUUGUGGCUCAUGAACCAGAUGAUGACAAUAUUCUGCGGACUCGAACAUAUGAUGUCAGCAUCACGUAUGAUAAAUAUUAUCAAACUCCUCGUGUAUGGCUUACCGGAUAUGAUGAGUCAAGGAUGCUGUUGCAACCGGAGCUUGUGCUUGAAGAUGUUAGUCAAGACCAUGCACGCAAGACGGUGACUAUUGAAGAUCAUCCUCACUUACCCGGCAAGCAUGCAUCAGUACAUCCCUGCCGACAUGGGGCUGUGAUGAAAAAGAUUAUUGAUGUCUUAAUGUCACGUGGAGUUGAGCCAGAAGUUGACAAGUAUCUAUUUUUAUUCUUGAAAUUUGUGGCUUCCGUAAUCCCAACUAUUGAGUAUGACUACACAAUGGACUUUGAUCUUGGAAGCUCAAGCAACUGAUCCUAGCCUGUAAAUUGAAUUCCUAUUUGCUUAACUUCAUCAAGCAAAACGAAGCUAGGGAAGUAUCUUGUGGUGUAUUCUGAAGUGUUCUGCUGCUGCGCCUCAACCCCCUUCUUGUACAUAAUACCAAAAUGCAACUCAUCAGAAUAACUGUGAGAGUGGCGCUAUCCUCUAUUUCUUAUUGUAAUUAAUUAUUCAGUGUGUAUAUUAUGGAAGUUAAUUAUUCAGAUUGACACACUAUACUCAACUAACAAUGUUUCUGCUGAUUCUGCUCCACAAUGUUUGAUGGGUUAGCUUCUUUUU